Molecule: messenger RNA, 1632 nt
Organism: Selaginella moellendorffii
Lineage: Eukaryota; Viridiplantae; Streptophyta; Lycopodiopsida; Selaginellales; Selaginellaceae
Exons: 11
Coding region: 24-1292 (422 amino acids)
Source: RefSeq, a predicted model, not a curated record
GAGAAAUAUUUUAGGGUUCUUGGAUGGAAAUGGACGACGAUAGUCCAGAAUUAGGGCUGGGCGACGACGAGGACGAGGACGAGUACGCGGUGGUCACGAGGAUCUUGGAUUCCUUCUUGCAUCGGCCUGAUGAUGGCGAUUGCGCAGCUGCAUUGCAGCGAGAGGAAGAUCCAGUGCCUGGAUCAGCUGCUGCUGCCGACGGCGACGCUUCCAAUCAGGAUGCCUUGGCGAUUGUUCCAGUCUCUUAUCCGGAGGAGCCGAUCGUGGAGAAUGCCUCAUCAUCUUUGGCGAUCGUUCAAGGUUGCGAGGAAAAUGGAAAUGCGCGAUUUGAUGGGGGUCCGCGAAGAACGUUUAUUAUGGAAAUGGAAGUUUUCGUCGAGGACAUGAAGAAGAAGAGCCGGAGACGGCUCAAGAAUCUCGACCAGAAGGACAAGCUAAAACCUGAAGAAGCCGACAAGAUCAACCGUGGUCUAGAGACGAUCACUAUGCUGGAUAUGAAGCUUCAAGAGCUGGAGCGAGGAGCCAGAAAUCGCCGUCUCGGCGGUAGAGAAUAUGAGUCCGAUGCAUCAAGAAAGCUGAGGGAUGAGAGGAAGAGACGACGAAGAUAUGCGAAACUUAAGCGAUCUCUGGAAAAUCUAGACGCCUUGCAUCCUGAGAAACAAGGUCAUGUUUUAAGAAAUAUUCUUCUAGGACCAAGUGCGAGGUACUUCAGGCUCACGCCAGAGGAGGAAGCGAUGGUGGAAGAAUUGCUUCGCCAGCAAGACAUUGUUGACGACGAUGGGGAUAAUAGCAGUGUUAUCUCGCAUGUCUCAACGGCCUUUGAUGUGGAGGGCCAAGAGGCCGUUCGCCUGGCAGAGAUAGACUGCAGGCUAGACCCUUACAAAGAGAGCCACAGCUAUUAUUCCAUUUCACCCAUGGCGUCGUCUUCUACUCCAAAUAGCAAAACUUUGAUGCCUGGAUGUCCGUCAUUGUCUCCCAUGGCUUCAGUGUCCACGCCCAAGAGGAAGUCGUAUUUCGAGAAUGGCGAAUCUCGGACCAAGUCAGAGGAGUUCUCCGUGCAUCAUGAAGCUUUGUCAAGAGCACUCGAGCCUUUCGCAGGAACUACAGUUGUGGAGGACUACUUAGGGGAGCUGAAGGAGAGGCGAGAGUACGAAGAAAAAAUGGAGGAAAUCGACAAGAAACUCAGACAACUCCACAUGACAGAGGCUCCCGCGGGUAUAACAGACGAUCAACUCAUGCAACUCCUGAGUGCCUCAAAAAGGGAACAAGAGUUAUAUGCUGCCAUCCAGUGAAACACAACAACAACCAAAUGUGUACAAUCGCAUAGCACAGCCUUCACAAGAUCAAGAACAAAAAAUGUAAGCCUUUGCGUUUCCUUUUCUCUUUGUCCCUGGGGGACAUUGUCUCAUGCUCCUAGUGGGAUUGGCUAGCUAUGGCUUAUAACAUGAACAUCACUGAGGUAAGUAAGUAGUAUUAGAGAGAUUGACAAGCAAAGCAAUAGCUAGCUAAGCAAUUUAUACUAGAGAGAGUGUGCGUGUGUGUAUCUUUGUCUUUGCAGUGCUGAGAUCCUGUGAGAUCUUCCUUACUGCCUAUCUCUCCAAUGAGAGAGAGAAACAGAGGGGCUGAGCUGUA